AUGGCCAGCUUAGAGGAGCUGGAUGCUUUUAUCCUCACGAAUGAGGAGAAGAGGCGACUGCGGGAUCGCGGUCGUGACGCGUACUAUGCCUUUUUUGGUAAAGACCGUGAAGGAUCACUAGAACGAGCAGCUGUGGAAGCCAAAGGCUCUGGAGCAUGCAGGCAGGGCGAAACCGAGACCCUAAAACUUACAGCGCGAGCCCUCGGAAACCUGCUGUUUAAAUCUUCAGCCCCGAAUCCCCCGAGGCGCGUUCUGGACGACUACAAGAGGAAGCUGUGUAACACACGGUUCCAGCAGCUUCCAAGAGCUAGACAAGUGGAGUUGUGCCCGGAGUACGAAAGCUACCACAAAGACCAGGAUGCCAGAAAGCAGUCCCUGGAGCUGCAGCAGAGGGCGCAAAAGGAGACUGCGCGGCCAUCCUUGGAUGUUGUGACCGAGAAGAGCUCUGUGUCCGAAAGCAGCGCAGCAGUCCGUAAACAGAAACAGGCAACCAGCACUAAGUUGCUACCUUGGAGCUCGAAGAAGAAGCGCAGCCGCCGAGAGCUUGUGCAGAGAUUCUUGCAGCUCAUCAAGAAGCAGUGCCCGAGUUCGCAAGAGACAGCUGCUUUCUUUGGCCAACUGCUGAAACGUGCAUGUGCGAAGGACAGGCAACUGCAAAGCUGCUUGUUGAAAGUCGGCGUGUCCACAACCUGUCGUUGCGAGAAGCUCACCCACGCAAUGGCAUCCCUCAGCAAGGAAGCUGCCAUAGCAAGGGCUGUCCCUGCUCAAAAAGCAUUUGGCCGGGCUUUGAUAGCUGCUGGCUUUCGAACACGCACAGGACUCCAUGAGAAGGGCAUUGCCGUGUCCAAGCGGAGCUGGAAGAUGGCGAAGCAUGGGAUCGAGGCGAACUUGACCCAGCCGGGCCGUCCAAGUGUGGGCAGCGACGACAAGGCUGUGAAGAUGGUCAUUGCUUGCGCGAAGGAGAACUCAACGGAGACAUCCAAGCUCAUGAGAUUAAAUGACGAGUCUGUCGCUGUGAGGCAGUGGGUUGCCGGACCAUGCCAGGCAUACACCAGCGCUGAGAACAUCAUGUCGCGGAUGAGCUUGUCCGUCUUCCUGCGCCUCGUGAAGAAGCACGCGCCUUUUGUAAAAAAGGGCGCGAAGCCCAGCGACUACUGUGACCACUGCCACUGCCUGCAGACAGUGGUGCUGCCAAGGAUGAACCGUUCCUUACGAAUCCAGUGGAAGACUUUGACCUGUAUUCUCAAACCUAAUGUGUGA
Symbiodinium sp. CCMP2456 is the source of this 1260-nucleotide messenger RNA. NCBI's taxonomy places the organism in Eukaryota, Dinophyceae, Suessiales, Symbiodiniaceae. The record is from the annotation of a GenBank genome assembly.